Kwoniella shivajii is the source of this 2400-nucleotide messenger RNA. RefSeq lists its product as uncharacterized. Gene Ontology annotation, molecular function: phosphatidylinositol N-acetylglucosaminyltransferase activity; 1-acylglycerol-3-phosphate O-acyltransferase activity. The transcript is spliced from 13 exons. Lineage: Eukaryota; Fungi; Basidiomycota; Tremellomycetes; Tremellales; Cryptococcaceae. Gene Ontology annotation, biological process: GPI anchor biosynthetic process. The coding region runs from base 1 to 2400 and encodes 799 amino acids. Gene Ontology annotation, cellular component: membrane; glycosylphosphatidylinositol-N-acetylglucosaminyltransferase (GPI-GnT) complex. The record is from RefSeq and is a predicted model, not a curated record.
AUGGCCAUCGUUUAUAGGCUACGCCUGGCACUUUACACAAUCCUUCUUCUCGCCGUAUCCUUCUUCGCUAUCCUGAUAGGUCUGGUAUGCACCUUGACAGGUCGGCGACUCAAUACCAACUACUACGUGGCGAGAGUAUUCUAUGGUGUAGCUGGGCCUGCAAUAGGAUGGAAGUUCGAUGUCGAAGGCGAAGAGUACCUAUGGAAGUUGGAAGGAGAAGGUGGUGGUCAAGCGGGGAAAAAGGGAAGAAGUAUGGUGAUGGUUGGAAACCAUCAAAGUAUGAUCGAUAUCCUUUACCUCGGUCGGAUAUUCCCUAAACACGCUGCUAUUAUGGCGAAAAAAAGUAUCAAGUGGAUACCUGGGUUAGGAUGGUGGAUGAUGAUGUCAGGGACAGUGUUCAUAAAUCGAGGAAACAACAAAUCAGCUGUAGCAAGUAUGACUCAAGCGGGAGAUGACAUGAAGAGGAAGAGGAUAUCAUUGUGGAUAUUCCCGGAAGGUACAAGACAUAUGUCUCCCGAGCCCGAAUUACUGUCAUUUAAAAAAGGAGCUUUCUACCUUGCUGUACAAUCUGGAGUACCUGUGGUACCUGUUGUGUGCGAGAACUACCACCGGCUGUUUGACGGAAAGACUCGUUUCAAGCGAGGUAAUCUGAAAAUCAAAGUGCUCCCACCUAUACCUACCACCGGACUUACGGCUGCUGAUGUUCCCGAUCUGAUGGAGAAAACACGUGAAAUGAUGCUACAAACGCUUCGGGAAAUAUCGUCUUCUUCCGCUCCAUCACCAACGUCGGUGUUAGCAUCACCCGCCCCGUUGUUAGCACACCAGGAGAACAGAUCGAGUUAUUUCGCUGUAGAGGAUGAGCAAGCAGUAGAAGCUGCUGUAGGUGAAGAAGAAGCAGAUUCAGGAAGAUCAAAGGUAUCUUUGAAAAAGGAUGGAAGUAAAGUGUCAUUAAGAUCUGAAUCAGAAGUUUCUUCAGACAGUAAUUCAAAACCGAAAAGAGGGAAGAAGGAAGGAAAUAAAAAGAAGCUCUCCAUAGCUAUGAUAUCCGACUUCUUCUUACCUGUUGUUGGUGGUGUUGAGGGUCAUAUCUAUUCACUAGGCGUUGAGAUGAUGAAAAGGGGACAUAAGGUUAUAGUGAUAACACAUUCACAUCCACAUCGAACUGGAAUCCGAUAUAUAUCACCUGGAUUGAAAGUAUAUUACUUGCCUUACAUACCAAUAGCAUCUUCAGCAACAUUACCAAAUUACUUAUUAUUCUUACCUUAUUUUCGACAUAUAAUAUUGAGUGAAGGGAUUAAUCUGGUUCAUGGACAUGGAUCUUUAAGUUCUUUAGCUCAUGAAGCUAUGUUUCAUAAAGAUCUUUUGGGUGUAAAAGGUGUAUUUACAGAUCAUAGUUUAUUUGGAUUUGGAGAUGCCGUUGGGGUACUUACCAAUAAAUUAUUGGUCGGUGCACUUCGAUCUGCUGAAGGUAUAAUCUGCGUUAGUAAUACUGGUCGGGAGAAUACAGUAUUGAGAGCACAAUUAGAUCCUCGAUUAGUAUCUGUUAUACCGAAUGCUUUAGUAGCAGAAGAUUUCACUCCUGAUCCAUCUAAUGUAGAUCCAAAGUACAUAACAAUCGUGGUCAUAUCCCGACUUGCUUAUCGAAAAGGUAUCGAUCUACUCAUAGCUUCCUGUCCACAUGUUUGCGCUCUUUUCCCAGAAGUCAGGUUCGUUGUUGGUGGAGAUGGACCCAAGAUGGUUGAGAUUGAACAGAUGAGAGAGAAAUAUCAAUUACAGGAUAAAGUGGAAUUAUUAGGUACCAUCCGCCCAGGUGACGUUAGAGAUGUACUGACUCGAGGCCAAAUAUAUCUGAACAAUUCAUUGACUGAAGCCUUCGGUAUAAGUAUAAUCGAAGCUGCAUGUGCAGGAUUAUUCGUGGUAGCAACUAAAGUUGGAGGUGUACCUGAGAUCUUACCUGAGGAUAUGAUCGAAUUUGCUCGAGCAGAUGAGGAGGAUGUGAUACGAGCUUUAACACAUGCUAUACAUACUAUAAAAGCAGGUCGACAUGAUCCAUUAAAAGCUCAUGAGAGGGUUAAAACGAUGUAUUCAUGGUUUAAAGUAGCUGAAAGAACUCAAUUGGUCUACGACAGAGUUACGAAGACGGAAUCGAAGUCUCUCUCAGAUAGAUUAUCUAGAUACCUAUCGUUGGGACCUAUUUUCGGUCCGAUAUUAUGUUGUAUAAUAGCUGUUCAACAUUAUUUCUUUUGGUUCUUGGAAUGGUAUGAUCCAAGAGAUCGUAUAGAAGUAGUUGAAGACGAAUUGCGGUUUAGCAAAAGUUCGAAUAGGUAUGUAAAAUUGAUGAUCAUAAUGGAUAGGAAUAUAUCCGCUGAUAAUACUUCUUCACUUGGAAUUAGGUCAUAA